CGGGCAGGUCGGCCGUCAUUAAAGGCACUCCGGGGGAGAGGGAGGCUAGAUCCAGAAGAAUGGAGCGGCCAAAGGCGAAAAGCCCAGGCCGGGGUUGUUACAGUAACGCUCCCGCUGACUGAGCGGCAGCUGGCAGGCGCUCUGCGGGGGAGGAGAGAGAAAGAGGGAGGGGGGAAGGCCCGGGAUGGCGCCCCGGUGCAGACACUCCUGGCUGGGCCUCUUCCUGGGCCUGGCGCUCGGUUUCGCCCUGGCCUCCCGGCUCCUACCGCCCGGAGCCGGCCCUCUGAGCAGGCUGCAGCGGCGGCGGGGUGCACGAGGGGGACUGGCUUGCGGCGGCGGCCGUCCAGGACAGGGAGGCCGGCAGGUCGCGCCAGAAGAUGCAGAGGCCUCGGGCUCGCGCUUGGUCUACGUGGGGGUCAUGAGCGCCAAGAAGUACCUGAGGAGCCGGGCGAUUGCUGCCCAGCGGACCUGGGCCCAGCACAUCCCGGGCCGUGUGGAGUUCUUCUCCAGUGAGGGCUCGGACCUGAGCUUACCGCUGCCCCUGGUCGCCCUGCCCGGGGUUGAUGACUCGUACCCGCCGCAGAAGAAGUCCUUCCUGAUGCUCAAAUACAUGGCGGAGCGGCACCUCCAGGCCUUCGAGUGGUUCAUCCGCGCGGACGACGACACCUACAUUCGCGGCGAGCGGCUGGAAAACUUCCUCCGGGGCCUCAACAGCAGCCAGCCGCUGUACCUGGGCCAGACCGGCCUGGGCACUCCGCAGGAGCUGGGCAAGCUGGCACUCGAGCCCGGCGAGAACUUCUGCAUGGGGGGCCCCGGGGUCAUCCUGAGCCGGGAGCUGCUCCGCCGGGUACUGCCCCAUAUCGGCCAGUGCCUCCGGGAGAUGUACACCACCCACGAGGACCUGGAGGUGGGCCGUUGUGUGCGCCGUUUCACCGGCGUCCAGUGCGCCUGGUCAUACGAGAUGCAGCAGUUGUUUUAUGAAAAUUAUGAACAAAACAAAAAAGGUUACAUCCAAGAUCUACAUAACAGCAAAAUCCAGCGGGCAAUCACUCUCCAUCCCAACAAGAGCCCUGAAUAUCAGUACCGGCUACAUAGCUACAUGCUGAGCCGCAAGAUUGCAGAGCUUCGUUAUCGCACGAUCCAGCUUCAUCGAGAGAUUGUGCUGAUGGGACGAUAUAGCAACUCCAAACUUCACAAAGAUGACCUUCAGUUGGGAAUCCCCCCUUCAUUCAUGCGGUUCCAACCUCAGCACAGGGAAGAGGUAUUGGAAUGGGAGUUCCUGACAGGGAAAUAUCUUUUUUCAGCUUUUGAUGGGCAACCCCCAAGGAGAGGGAUGGAUUCAUUUCAAAAAGAAGCUUUAGAUGACAUUAUUAUGCAGGUGAUGGAGAUGAUCAAUGCAAAUGCCAAGAGCAGAGGUCGAAUCAUUGACUUCAAAGAAAUUCAGUAUGGUUAUCGAAGGGUUAAUCCUAUGUAUGGAGCAGAAUAUGUACUUGACCUACUACUUCUCUAUAAAAAACAUAAGGGUAAAAAGAUGACUGUUCCUGUGAGGAGACAUGCUUACUUGCAGCAAACUUUCAGCAAGAUCCAGUUUGCUGAACGUGAAGAAAUUCAUGCCAAAGAUUUGGCUAAUGCAAUUAACAGUAACUCACGAUCUCUCUCCUUCCUCUCAAACCCCCUCAAAAUAUUUGCACCUUUCCAACUGGGAGCCACUAAAGUUGGAACCAAGGAGCCCAAAGAUAAGAAAAUCAACAUUUUGGUCCCACUGUCUGGCAGGUUUGAAAUGUUUGCAAGAUUCAUGGAAAACUUUGAAAGAACUUGUCUGGUUUCAAAUCAAAAUGUAAAACUAGUUAUUUUGUUAUUCAACUCAGAUUCAAAUCCAGACAAAACUAAACAAGUAGAACUGUUGAGAGAUUAUCAGGUAAAGUACCCCAAAGCAGAGGUCCAGCUUUUCCCAGUGGCUAAUGAGUUUUCCAGAGCGCUUGCUCUGCAAUUCGGAGCUGCUCAAUUUAGCAAUGAUUCCCUUCUCUUGUUUUGUGAUGUUGACUUGAUUUUUACAGUGGAUUUUCUGCAGCGCUGCAGGGAUAAUGCUGAGCCUGGGAAAGGGGCAUACUUUCCAAUUAUCUUUACUCAAUAUGACCCAAAGAUUGUACACGCAGGGAAAGUUCCCAAUGACAAUUAUGCCUUCACAUUACAGAGCGGAUUCUGGAGAAACUAUGGGUUUGGGAUCACUUGUAUUUACAAAAGUGAUCUUUUGCUGGCUGGUGGCUUUGAUGUCUCAAUCCAGGGCUGGGGCAUGGAAGAUGUGGAUCUCUUCAACAGAUUCAUCGAAGUUGGUUUAAAACCAUUCAGGAGUCAAGAAAUUGGAAGUGUUCAUAUCUACCACCCAAUCUAUUGUGACCCAAAUCUGAAAGCAAAACAGUACAAAAUGUGCAUGGCCUCCAAAGCCUCCACUUAUGGCUCCACACAGCAACUGGCAGAGCUCUGGCUAGAAAAACACAAACUUAAUCUCAGCAGUAGCAAUCAUGACAAUAUAAAGAGGACAUCCUAACAUCCAGCUUGGCUGGAGAAUCUUUUUUUCUAUAAUUUAUUUUUUAAUGUUUUUAUUGUUUGAUUUAAGCAAUGAGUUUUUUGCUUUGAAAUAAAAACAACUGUGAUGAAUGUUUGCAUAAGCAAUUCUGGCUGCUGGCUGUUGACUGCUCAGGUGCAGGACUAGAAUGAAGAAACUGGUAAUUGCACACAGCCCACUGGCAGUUCUCCAGUUAGAAUAGCAGGGAAGCUAGCAAUGGUCACCAAUUUCUAAGAAUAGUCUGCCCAGAUCCUUGAGACUUUGAGUCUAACUUUUAUAAUGUGAAUAAUUUUGGGUUGCUAUUUAAAUUUAUGAAACAACUGUGCCCAUUUAUAGCAGCUGGGCUAUUGCACAUGACAGUGUUGUGACUCCAUAACUUUAUUCUGUUUGUUUAUGAAUUAGUGUGUCAAGACUUUGCUCAAUUCAAAUGUUGGCUUCAUUUCUUUACUCCUCAGAGUGAGCUGACUUUAGUCUGUACUUCCCAAUACCAGCAGCUAAGUGCUGACUUCAGUGAGUGCUAAGUAUGUUUGGGAGUGUUUGUGACAUUUUGUAUUAAGUGGUCAUAUUUUCAAUAGAUUUAAUUUCCUUAGUGGUGUGUGAUUUACCAUGUUGUACCUACUACACAAGAUUGCCAGGGUGCCUCUGACCCUCUGUAUUUAUAGCAUUUUCCACAGACCUACACAAGUUGAGGAAUAUCUUUUAAAACUUGUCUUCCAUCUUCCUCUCCAUGUCCUAUAUUCCAAAAACUAUUUUCCUGCAGUCACAUAAUAUCAUAUCAUUUAAGCCAUCGCUCUGGUAUAAAAAGUUUUUUUUGACCUUGGUGUAACAUUUUCAUAUUUUUUGGAAUUCAGAUUGGACCAGACAGAAAGGAACAUUUGUAAAUUAACAUGGCUUCACACUGAAACUCUCCAGUUCUGGAUGAAGUCCAGUACAAGAAGAGUUUCACCACCUGUCCAGAUGCUCCAGGAUGGCUUUUAAUGCUUUGGGCCUAACUAUUGGUUUGGGCACUGUGUGUGGAGAAUGUAUACCAUUCACUGAAUUUGUCUAAUUGGGAAACUAACUUGCAGAAACUGAAAUCUUGAUUUUCAUUUCUGGAUCACUGUCAGAUAUUGAACAAGACAAAAUUAUUCCCCCAUGUCUAAUAGAUCCAAAGGGAAGAUCUCUUGAUACUGUCCACCUUCUCAUUUAAAAGGUCCAACCAAGCCUGAGCUAAAUCCAUUCUGUAAGAACCCUUCAACUUAAACUAAGGGUGUUGCAUGCAAUUUUUAUGCCAAUUAUAGCUACCAUUGGGAACACUUUUAAUGUGUGGUCCAAGGGUGCUGCACAAGCUGGUCGAGUGUGGUUAGAGCAGGAAUUGUCCAGCAAAGUAGUUGAGGACUGAGCUCUUGAGGAUGUGAAUACACCAGAUAAGUAACAGGAGAAUAAUCUAGUUUUGAAAGUUUUUAAGUAUGUUUGUGUAUCUUUUUAAUCCUUUAAAAGAAUCGCAUAAUUCUUUUUAAAUGAAGCUUGAAGCAAACUUGCUAACUGUGAGAAAUAAACUUUAAUUUUUCACCACAAACUGUGGUUGGUUUUUGUCUAACUUGGGCGAUGUGUAAUUGUUUGAUGUCUAUAAAUCUUUGUUACUUUUAUGCAACUUAAUACCACAGUUUGAAAAUUCCUUUGACAGUUGACAAGGUGCCAAUAGCAUCUCUACCAACACAAUGUAAUGCAAAACUAGUUAAAUGCUGCUCUGUUUGGCAAA
Messenger RNA from Hemiscyllium ocellatum (epaulette shark), 4307 nucleotides. It is a transcript of the gene chsy1, whose product is annotated as chondroitin sulfate synthase 1. NCBI's taxonomy places the organism in Eukaryota, Metazoa, Chordata, Chondrichthyes, Orectolobiformes, Hemiscylliidae. The coding region runs from base 185 to 2548 and encodes 787 amino acids. Gene Ontology annotation, cellular component: Golgi cisterna membrane. Gene Ontology annotation, molecular function: glucuronosyl-N-acetylgalactosaminyl-proteoglycan 4-beta-N-acetylgalactosaminyltransferase activity. The transcript has 2 exons. The record is from RefSeq and is a predicted model, not a curated record.